AUGAUUUACGACAAUCGAUACACCUCAUUACUGGCGCUUUGUGCUCUGACCUUGGCUGUAUCAGCCGGCAGUCUUCUUCUACCUUCUGUUAAACAGUCAAGUAAAAAGGACCUAAAAUUACCCCGUCGCGAGAAGUUACCAAAACAUCUUGAAAUUUGGAAAUUUCUCAGCUUGGAAGACUACAUUGAGGCCUGGGGCGAACUUCGACCUCUUUUCGAGCGGAAUGGAUUUCAGCUGUGGAAGACAACAACCUUUCAACAAGUUUGGAAUAAUGACCUUCCGCCACAGGGUGAUAACUUUCUCUACCUGACUUCACACGACAAACCGAAUAAAUCCUUGGUAAGGUGGAACACGUUUAGUGUUUUGACAGCAUGCCUUCACCACGCUGCUCGUAUGAACGGUGUUCGCGAUGUUGUUCUGCGUGUUGUCUCUAUAUCGGGCGAAGGCCAAACCCACCUGCGAAUAUUAAAGCGGCUAGUGUCCCCUCCGGAUCAUAUGUUAAGCAGCAAUCACAUUCUGCCCAUAUUGCACGAGUUUUCUUUCGAAGAUAUCGUCAUUAUCGCUGUCCCAAAGCUUAUUUUCGAUCUCCGUGAAGUCCUUCACUAUACACAUUCAAACUCUGUCGAAGAUGCCUUGUACAUGGUGCUCCAGGCCCUCGAGGCGAGUUCACGUUCUUUCUACCCCAGAUCCGACAUGUAUUUACCAAUAACCUUACAGACAACUGCAUAUAUCCAUGAUAAACUUAUUGCGCAUCGCGACUUGUAUCUACCUAACUUUAUGGUUGAAUGGAUGCCCGAAUCAUUGUCCAAACUUGACUUUCUAGAGGACUCUUUAGAGUCAGAUAGGGUGUGCACAUCAUUUCAUCGGGACUUAGACCAGUUCGGUCGCUACAUUGCACCAGAACUCAGAACGAAGGAGCCAUAUUGCCCCUUUAAACUCGACAUGUGGCAGUUGGGUGAAGAUCUCCGUGUUAACUUUGUGACUGGCAUGGAAGAGGUCGACCGAUUAUGGCUACCUCUCUGUGUACCUGACCCUCAGGAACGUUUGAUGGCUGGUGGUGCAUUAAAAGCUCUUGAUGACUACCUGCGUAAAACUCCCUCUAUUGAUCUCCACAGACCGAUAUUAGACCCAUUGAAUGAACCAAUGUAUGAAGGCAUCCUUUAG
This is a messenger RNA of Psilocybe cubensis, 1164 nucleotides long. RefSeq lists its product as uncharacterized. Bases 1 to 1164 code for a protein of 387 amino acids. Gene Ontology annotation, biological process: protein phosphorylation. Gene Ontology annotation, molecular function: protein kinase activity; ATP binding. The transcript has 5 exons. NCBI's taxonomy places the organism in Eukaryota, Fungi, Basidiomycota, Agaricomycetes, Agaricales, Agrocybaceae. The record is from RefSeq and is a predicted model, not a curated record.